AUGUGGAUGAGAUUAAGACCGGAUGAGGCCGAGAUCAAGGUCUUAAUGCUUAGGACCGAGGAAGCAAAGGCUUUGAUAGGUUUGCACGUCCGGCAACAGCACCUCGGGGCAAUCUUAGAAGCGGAGAAUGCCAAGGUAGCGUGGGACGCGCUGAAAAAGACCUACAAGAACAAAACUGCUGCUCGGAAGUUGCAACUCCGUCAUGAGUUGAGCACCCUCAAGAUGCAGUCUGGUGAGUCCGUUGCCACGUAUGUGGGCAGAGCCCAAGAUCUCUACUGGGAUUUGAUAGCCGCAGGCUCUGACAUAAAGCCGGAUGAUCUAUCCUUUAGCGUGCUCGCCGGGUUGUCAAGCCGGUUUGAGGGGGUGGUAACGGUGUUUACAACCACCAAAGAGGAGCUAGACCCGGUGGAAAAGCUGCUUCCAAAGUUGCAAGUUUUUGAGCAAAGGCAUGGGCUGUUGGGAGAGCAAGAUAGCGGGGCCUCGGGAUCGGCAACGGCGGUGGCCUACGUGGCCAAGGGUGGCUCGGGAAAGGCUUCCAUGCCUUGCCACAAGUGUGGAAAGUUGGGGCACUUUGCGAGAGAGUGCCGGUCCGGGGCUCGGGUGCCCGAGAAGCCCAAGACGGGGAAGAAGUGCUACACUUGCGAUAGCCCGGACCACUUGAAGAAGGAUUGGCCCAAGAAGGAGAAAACCGGGGGCCGGCAAGGGAUUGCCUUGGUAGCCCGGGAAGGGCCGGAGACCAGAAGGUGGAUUGUCGACUCCGGGGCGAGCCAACACAUGGCGGGGAUUAAGAAGUUGUUCUCAACUUUGAAGAUGCUUGAGCCGGGGACUCGGGCAAUCAAGUUUGGGAACAAGGGGUUUCUCGAGGUAGCCGGGGUGGGCACCGUGGAGUUGCGGUGUGAGACGUCAACCGGUGAGCGUCUUAAUUUUCUUCAAGAGGUGGCGUAUGUCCCCGAUGUGACGGAGAACCUCUUCUCGGUGAAGAAAGCAACCGCGGUAGGGGCCGAGGUUGUGUUCCGCGGUGAAGUGUGUGAAAUGUCUACGGACGGAGAAGUCAUGCUUCGGGCGGAGGACAACGCGGAGGGCAUGUCGGUGAUUUGCCAACCGAGGGCAACGUGGUAG
Molecule: messenger RNA, 1119 nt
Organism: Klebsormidium nitens
Lineage: Eukaryota; Viridiplantae; Streptophyta; Klebsormidiophyceae; Klebsormidiales; Klebsormidiaceae
Source: the annotation of a GenBank genome assembly